This is a messenger RNA of Onychostoma macrolepis, 2372 nucleotides long. RefSeq names its product somatostatin receptor type 3. Bases 80 to 1267 code for a protein of 395 amino acids. Lineage: Eukaryota; Metazoa; Chordata; Actinopteri; Cypriniformes; Cyprinidae. Gene Ontology annotation, biological process: G protein-coupled receptor signaling pathway. Gene Ontology annotation, molecular function: G protein-coupled receptor activity. The transcript is spliced from 3 exons. Gene Ontology annotation, cellular component: membrane. The record is from RefSeq and is a predicted model, not a curated record.
UAUUGUCUGUGACUGCUGCUUAAAUGUGACUGAGAAUCUCUCUCUGAAGAGAAUAGUCUAUUUAUUCCACUAUCACUUCAUGAGGCUUUUUAUUCGACUAAAUUACAUCUUUGAAGAUAAAUGUAAAAGUUAUAAAUCAGUGGCAAUUAUGAGAAGAGAUUGGCUGAUUUCUACACAAUCCAAUAUGCCUGCCAUUGUAAACCUGCUCUUCAACACGGUCUCCACCAACACCACCAUCUCCUUUUCUCUGGUGCUGCCUCUGGUCAGCAUCCUCUCCCUGCUGGUAGGGGUCGGAGGUCACCUGCUCAUGUGGUUGGUGUUGAUGCGUAACCCACGGCGUCGUUCAAAGCCCAGCUCGGUCCUCCUGUUAAACCUGAGUUUUGCUGAUCUGUGUGCUCUACUCACCCUGCCCUGUGUGCUACUAAGCGCUAGCUCUCAGAACUGGCAGCUGGGAGGAGGCGUUUGUGUGUUGUUGAGCUUCAUGACCUCCCUGACUGCUGGAGUGGACAUCUUCAGCCUGGCUGCCCUCUCUGUGCUGCGUUAUCGAAUAGUGGCUCCCUCGACACGACCCCCCGCCACCCCUGCGCAGGUAGCUGGCACCGUUGCUGUUAUCUGGCUGGUUUCCAUCGCCAUGGCCCUACCUAAAGUCACGUACAUCCAGUUUGACAGUGGCUGCACGUGGUCAGUGGGCCGCGGUCACUGGCUGGGCUUCCUCGUUCCUGCAUUUCUGGUGUAUUACGUGGCUCCUCUACUCUGCAUCGCCCUGCAUUGCGGGCUCAUCAUCACACACCUAUACCGCUGCCGGGGCACUCUAGCCGCGGACCACCGCAAUAAAAAAGCCACAGCCCUUCUCAUCGGCUCCACACUGGUGUUCGCCAUCAGCUGGCUGCCUUAUUACGUACUAGAGUUUGUCAAUGUUUUAUCGCCGUCCCUUAAUUCCAUCAGCUCAACCGAAAGCCCCAUCUCCAGCUCCACCGCCCCGUCGCCAGCGUCAAAUACGGAGGUGUCUCUGCUGUGGGAGGUGGCCUCGCUGUCUGCCAUUCUUCUGAUUUGUCUGGCACCUUGCUGGAACCCGCCACUCUACUUUCUGCUAUCUAAGCCAGCCCUGAGGCAACUGAGAGGGCUGCUACCCAUCAUGCACCAACACUGGAGAGCUGCUACCUUCCUACAGCACAUAGUGCCAAAACACGCUCCCACACAGCCCCACUCACAACCUGGGUCUCAACACGUUCCUCAGCACAUACUAGCAGCAACGCACCCACAAUGAGAACGCGUGCACUCAGAUCGACAUACCUGCUUCACAGCAAAGCACACCCACACGCAGGCACAAAGUACACACACGCCACACACACAAUGACAGGUAUUUUCUGCCAGAGCAUCCUCAUCCCUCUCAUGCUGGCUGAGAUUGUGAGUUGCUUAGUAACACUACAGAGAGGAACAGAAACAUAAGACCAUGGACCUCUGCAUUUAUGGCUCAGCAUCACAUUUUACAAUGUUCCAGCACGCCAGCUGCUCUCUUCCCCUCUCUCAAAAUCUCUCGCUCACACUAAAAACGUAUCACGGCAGAUUUUUAUCACCAACUCGGUCACGCUCGCACACAUUAGCGUGUUCUCGACGACAUAUGUGUUCAUUUUUAAUUCGCUUGUUUCUGAUCGCUUGUGCGGUGAGUAAUAGAUUAGAUUUGUGUGGGCUGGUACUGUAUAUCAGAUAGAUCGUCUAUAAAGGCUAAAUGUAGUGCGUUUGAGUCUCGCUUGCUGAUCAUUGGUGUUAUGAAUCAUCGAUAUGUGCUGUUUUUUGACAAUCAUUGUCAGCCUUAUGUGAAAUGCAAUGCACUGUGAUUUCGGAAAUGGGAAAAGUAUAUAAAUAUUUCCCAUUAAUGACAGACGCAUGACUGAGAGAACUCCGCAGCUCUCAGAACUGUGUCACCUGCGGAUGAGUCAUCCUACUUCACAAGAUUUUUUUCAUUCUCUGCUAAUAUUGUAGCCAGUGUAAUAAAAUGUGGAUCUGAAUUGAUCCGGCAAUUUUUCUCCUUGAAUUUCCAUUCCCCAUGCUCCUCCCUGCUAAUCAGUUCAUCUCUUUUGCCUGAUCUGAACUGAGAGGAGGGAUAAAAGAAAAGGAUACAGCAUACAGAGUUGAAAAAGAAAUACAAGUGUUUCCUUUACAAAAACAUAUAGGCAGAGAUGGAGACAGAUGCUAAUACCAUGGUAAUUUGAUAAACCAAAACCAUUAGCAUGGCAUACUGUAUGUCCCAAAACCAUAUAUUAGCUAGUGCUGUUACCAUUAACUGAAGCUAAAACAAUUUUUAUUGUAAUAAAAAUAAAUUAAAGCUAAACCGAUAUAUUACGAAAAAUAUUAACUAAUACAAAUGAAAA